AGCUGCUCUUGGUCAUCUUGUUCAUGCGACUGCUUGCUAUAUUGUUGCUAUAUUUGCAUGACUCGGCAGGCGGAAGUGUGUGUGUGUGUGUGUGUGUGUGUGUGCGUGCGCGGGCGCGCGCUCGCUCGCUUGUGUGUGGACGCGCUUUUUUUUGCUUUUUUUUUUUUUUGGUCAUCAUCCUUUUCUUUUUUUGCUCUUUAUUUGUUGCUAGCACGAAUACACCCGUGCUAGCGCUCGCUGCUAACUGUACGCUAAUCAGCACACGUUGGGCCCGAUUAGCUAACCGCAAUAUAAACGCUGCUGUGUGCAUAUACUCUUUAUAUUGCUGUCAUUUUUGGGUCAUUAGUGUAGCAUUGAUUAAAUAUACGCCUUUUAAAACUAAUAAGGUUCAAUAUAAAUCCCUCAUAUUUACAGGCAUUGGACCCACAAUGACAAUGUGCUGAAAAUCUAAAUUCUUCACAUUCUACUAAUAUAAAUAUGAUAAUAAUGAAUGUACCAAUACAGUAUACUGUAAAAGCUAUAUUUAUAUCAUAAUGAAGGUAGCAAUAGAGUACACUGUAUAAACUUCCAAUGUUUUAGUGUGCGUUGUUUAUCUGAUAAAAGCAACUCAAUGAGCUUUGAAAACCUGAUCGAACCUCACAUUAGGCUAAAAAUAAUUUUAUCUGCUGAUGAUUAACGUCAAUUUCUCAAUUUUAUUGUUUAAAAUGUUCUCUCACACUUCCUCAGUUGUUAAACCUUUUGUGAUUAUGUCCCCUUGAUAUUUUGAUGUACUGCACACAAGUCUCACUGCUGCAUACCAGGUGACCAAAGAUAAUAAUACAGGGUGUUCUAAAAGUCACGAUACACUUAAUCUUUUUCUUUUUCAUUUGUGGUAUCAUUUGACAGCUCAGGCUUUGUAAUUAUUGGAAGCAUAUUAUUCCCUUGCCCAUGGCUUACAAUUUCCAUUAGACCAGCGUUGCAAAAUUGCUGCCUGGCAAGAGGAUUUUCUGUCCCUGACCUUAAAGCUUCUCAAACUGGCACUGAGGGGUCCUCAAAAAGACUGCUCCAUUGUCAGUUGGUGUACCAUGGGCAGAAUGAUAUGCUUACAAAAACUCCAAAGCCGACAAUGUUAAAUGCUGAUAGCCUCACGUCUGUCCCAAUGAUACCUGAAAUGAAAUUUAAAAAAAGGAAGUGUAUAUCUGCGUAAUGACUUCUAAGACACUCUUUAUAAUGAUCACAUUCUUAUGUUGUUUAUGUCACAAAUGCCAAUAGUAAAGAUGCAAUGGUGGAGUUCCACCUUGUGUCACAUCACAUACAGACAUGGAGCCAUUAUUUAUGUUUACACCUGUGAUGUGACACUGUUAGGAAACUUUAACCUGCUCUUAAGCAUUGGUUUGUCAUAUUUGAUUUAAUUAUUGUCAUCUCACUUGCAGGAAUAAUGGAAGAUUCUCAUUUUAACUCAUCCUAUUUCUGGUCUCCCAUCCCAACUGUGCCAGGACAGCUGGAGAAUGCAGUGUUCCUGAACAAAGUGAAAGAGCAGCAAGAAAAGAACGUGUCCUUCCCUCCAUCCUCGGCCUCCCACUACCAAACGGCCUUGCUCACCAUCCCAACGCCGGGAGGCAAGACAGACGGAGGUGGGCAGGUUGUCAGCGCGGCCCACCUGCACCCACCACACAGCAGCCAGAAUAUUACCGUGCUGCCCGUCCCUUCGACAGGCAUCAUGACGGCAGCGGGUCUGGUCAUCACGACUCCCCAGGGAACGUUAGUAUCGCCCACAUCCUCGCAGUCCUUUGUGUCCGCGCACCCAACCACCACCAUGAUUGUCUCCGCCGUCCAUUCACCAGACAAAAAAGAGGAUGGGACGUCCCACAUGGUGGUGAUGCCGGCGCCGUCCAAGCGAGGCCGCAAGAAGAAGAGCAUGGUCGGCGCGGGCAACGAAACUCUAAUACUGACUCAGCUGAGUGCUGGCGGACAGGUGACAUCUUUGCAUCAUCACACCAGGGAUCCAUAUGAUCUUUCCAACGAGGAGGAGGAGCCCGGGCUGAAGGACAGCACUAAAACAUAUAGGUGCCGAAUGUGCGCGGCGACCUUCUUCAGUAAGUCUGACAUGCAGAUCCACUCCAAGUCGCACACAGAGGCCAAACCUCACAAGUGUCCACACUGCGCCAAGUCGUUCGCCAACUCCAGCUACCUGGCGCAGCACAUCCGCAUCCACAGUGGGGCCAAGCCUUACACCUGCUCCUACUGCCAGAAAUCAUUCAGGCAGCUCAGUCACUUACAGCAGCACACACGUAACCACACGGAGUCAAAGCCUCACAAGUGCCCACAUUGCACUAAGUCGUUCGCCAACUCCAGCUACCUGGCACAGCACAUCCGCAUCCACACGGGGGUGAAACCUUACACCUGCUCCUACUGCCAGAAGUCAUUCAGGCAGCUCAGUCACCUUCAGCAGCACAACAGGAUUCAUACUGGAGAUCGGCCGUACAAGUGUACACACCCUGGAUGUGAGAAAUCCUUCACGCAACUCUCCAAUUUACAGUCCCAUCGCCGUCAGCACAACAAAGACAAACCUUACAAGUGCUCCAACUGCAACAAAGGCUACGUGGACGCCGCAAGCCUGGAGGUGCACAUGUCCAAACACACGGUCAGGCAUGCCCGGAUCUACUCGUGCGGUCUCUGUAAUCGCACGUACACCUCAGAGACCUAUCUCUUGAAACACAUGGAGAAACACGGCCAAGAGCAGUUGAACGCGACCAAUGCCGUGGCGGCGCAGCAGAGCCAAAGCCAGGCGGCCCGCGCUCAGCCUGGAGCUCGGAACCACGCGGAUGGCUCGGAAGGCGGAGGGGGGCGAGCCGGACACAGCCAAAGCGGCUAUGCCCAGCCAGACGCCAUGCACUGUCCCUUUGACCUGCACCAGUACAAGACGGUGUCCGCUGGCGACAUCCAGUACAAACCCGUCGGCGUGUCGGACAUUUCCUCGCACAAGGACCUCUGCCUAACUGUGUCGUCUUCCAGCAUCCAAGUGGAGCACCUCAACUCAUAGAGAUGGAGUCGGGGGGGGGGAACAGAGGACAUAAAAGCAAUACUAUAAUGAAAUGAGAACUUUUGAAACUGUGCCUGGAAAUGUUUUGUUUUGGCCAAGCUUUUUAUUUUGCUGAAGUGUACUAUCAGAGGGAAAUGUGUGUGAAAGUGCCGCAAUGAAAACAUUUACAGUCCAUCACAGUGAUGGUUUCUAAGAAAGGAAGCGACAGAGUGCCUGUCUUGAUUGUUGUUUUAUCAUGUUCUGCUCUUCUGUGCAAAUACAGCCUGCGGGUCAUAACCAUGUUAUGCUCUGGAGACUAUUUGUAAUGACAUUUUACAUCAGUGUUAUUACCAUUUACUAUGUGGAACACUUCUUAAAGGGAUAUAGAGGUUAUUUCCUUUUCAGGAAAAAAAAAAAAAAAAAAACAUCUAUAUGUAGAUACAUCGUAUACUACCAGCUGAUAAAGUGUGACGUGUGUGUGUAUAUAUAAUGUACACCUAAAUGCAGGCUCUCACAUUGUAAUACCAUCAUUCUGCUUUUUGUGUAUGUCUAGUGUGUCUAGCUAUUAUGUACUUUAAGAGUCAUGUUUGUAAUACUCCUUUAUGGACACACUUGCACAUCUGACCUUUCUUUUUUGAUAACGAACAAUAAAAAAAAUGUUUGGAAUCUUUA
Molecule: messenger RNA, 3673 nt
Organism: Phyllopteryx taeniolatus (common seadragon)
Lineage: Eukaryota; Metazoa; Chordata; Actinopteri; Syngnathiformes; Syngnathidae
Gene: znf384b
Product: zinc finger protein 384 b
Exons: 10
Coding region: 1418-3022 (534 amino acids)
Biological process (GO): regulation of transcription by RNA polymerase II; central nervous system development
Cellular component (GO): nucleus
Molecular function (GO): RNA polymerase II cis-regulatory region sequence-specific DNA binding; DNA-binding transcription factor activity, RNA polymerase II-specific
Source: RefSeq, a predicted model, not a curated record